Molecule: messenger RNA, 1590 nt
Organism: Paramecium pentaurelia
Lineage: Eukaryota; Ciliophora; Oligohymenophorea; Peniculida; Parameciidae
Source: the annotation of a GenBank genome assembly
AUGAAAAAUAAUCCAAUUACAAAAUUAGGUAAAUAUUUAAUGCUUGAAGAAAUUGGCAAAGGCAACACUGGAAUUGUAUUAAUGUUAUUAAAUAUUAGGUUUAUAAAGCUUUGGAUACAGAAACUAAAAAAAUUGUUGCAAUAAAAAAAAUUCCAAAAGAAAAGGCAGACAUAGAUAAGAAUAAUAUUAAAAAGUAUAUUGAAAAUGAAAAAAUGAUAUUAUAUUUCUGUAAAGAAAAAGGAUAUUAAAAUAUCAUCUAAAUAAUUGAUUCUUUUGUUACAAUUAAUUAGCAUUACAUAGUUUUAGAAUAUUGCCCCUGUAUGUAUAUAUUAUUGAAUUUUUAGAUAACUUAUUGAAAUAUGUUAAUAAACUAAAGAGUAAUUCAGAAUUUUUAAGUGAAGAUAUCGCUAUCACAAUAUUACUUUAAAUAAAUUAGGCUAUGCUUAGAUUACAUGAAAAUUUUAUCUAUCAUAGAGAUUUGAAACCAGAAAAUGUUCUCAUUUUUGAUUAAGAUGGGAAUUGUUAAAUUAAAAUUACAGAUUUUGGUUUUUCAAUAAUUCUAUCUAAAGAGGAUUUACUGACUACAAGUUUAGGGACUUAAGGUUAUAUAGCCCCUGAAAUUUAAAAGGGGUAGAUAUAUGAUCCAAAAUAAUCAGAUAUGUAUUCCUUAGGAGUAAUUUUAUACAAAAUUCUUUGUAAUCCUAAGGAUGAUAAAGAUGAGAAGGAAACAAGAUUUGAUUUUAAAUUAAAUCCAAAUUUAAGUAAUGAGAUGAAGGAUUUAAUUGAAAAAAUGGUAAGGAGGGAUCCAUAAGAUAGAUUGAAAUGGGAAGAAUUAGGAUAUCAAUAAGCAAUUUAAAAAAAUAAUCUAACUCACACAUAAGAAUUAAAUAAUUAUCAUUUAAAAAAAUGGGAAAAUAAAAUUUAGAUUUUAAAUUGUUGCUUAGAAGAUAUUUAAUAAACUAAAUAAAAACAUUAAGAUUUAAAAAAUAUAUUAGAAAUUUUUGAAUAUCAAAUAUUAAUCAAAAAGAAAAAAGAGAUAGAAAAAUAAUUAGAGAGGAUUAAUCUUUAAUCAGAAAGUAAAGAAAAAUAAUAAUAGGAAUAUUAGGAGGAUAUAUUGAAAGUCCAAAAUCAAUAACAAUAACUUAAUAUAUAAAUCAUAUAAGAUUAUGAAAAAGAAUUUGAAAACAACAUAAUAUAAAGAUCAUAAGAAGUUGAAAAUUUAAAAAAUGAAAUCUAAAAAAAUGAAAAUGAAAAUUCAGAAUAAAAUCAAUAAAAUCUUGCUGAGUUAAAAGAAAAAAAAAAAUAAUUAGAUGAACUUUAAAGUUUGAGGUAUAAAAUUAAAUUCUAUGAUGAUUUUGAUAACGAUUUUGUAAUUUUAUGUAAUUUAAAUAGUAUAAUGUAUUUGAAAAAGAGAAGAUAAGAAAGAGAUAUAAAAAUAAAUUUGAUGAUCUUUUAACAGAAACCUAAAAUGGUUUAUAAGAUUUUAAUUCUUUUUUUAAAAGUCUUUAAUUAAAUAACUUGAAACAAACUAAUUAGAAUUUAUUAAAUCUAACUCAAAAUUCUUAAAUAUUGCUUAAUGAAAUUCCCUGA